AUUGUUUUAUUGAAUGCAUUGUAUAAAAGAUUAAUUGAAUUAAUGUUAUAAUAAUAACUGUUGUCAACCAUAAAGUCAUAUCUCAUGUGAUAUACAGUAAUAAUAAAUGGUCCAACAGUUUUAGUGAUCAUAAUGUCAUCCAAAGACACAGUCAACACAAGAGACAAACACAGUGACCAGUGGUCGCCAGCGAUCCCUAAGAAACGUGAUACUUUGCUGAAGUGGAAUGGAUGGGGAUAUAAGGACUCGAGGUUUGAAUUUGAUACUAGAAAUCAUAUGUUCAGCUUUACGGGUGAUCGCUAUCGCAUCGGAAGCCAAAAACUGCCACUUUUUGCCCAAUGGGUCGAAUCGGCUCUUGGAGUUGAUCUCAACACGAAGUUCACAUCACAGUCCGAAUCGCAAGCAUUAGAUUUACCGAAACCUAUCGUCAGUGAGGGUCUAAUGAAUGAUUUACUUAAGACAUCAAUUGCUCAUUCAUUUGAUGCAAGCGAUCGACUUUUCCGAAGUCACGGACACACAUUGCAUGAGAUAUUUACACUAAGAGAACAUAAGUUUAAAAGAGUGCCCGAUAUCGUGGUUUGGCCCAAAUGUCACGAUGAAGUGGUCAUAUUAGUCAAGUUGGCUUCAGAUCAUAAUGUAGUCAUUAUUCCUUUCGGUGGCGGAACCAGUGUUUCGGGAGCUCUUGAAUGCCCAGAAAAUGAGAACCGAAUGAUAAUAUCAUUAGAUACCUCACAAAUGAAUAAAAUCUUAUGGGUUGAUCACCACAAUCUUACCGCUCAUAUUGAGUCCGGAAUUAUUGGUCAAGAUUUGGAGAGAGAACUAGCAAAACUUGGGUUAUGUACCGGUCAUGAACCAGAUUCUUAUGAAUUUAGCUCUUUGGGUGGUUGGGUGGCCACCAGAGCUUCGGGAAUGAAAAAAAAUAUUUACGGAAAUAUUGAAGAUAUGUUGGUUCACGUGAAGAUGGUUACGUCGAAGGGCACUGUCCAACGCAAUUGUCAAGUGCCCAGAAUAUCCUCGGGUCCUGAUAUUCAUCAUUUCAUAUUAGGUUCUGAAGGGACUCUUGGAGUUAUCACUGAAGUCACACUUAAAGUUAGGCCAAUACCUGAGUGCCAAAAAUAUGGAUCAAUUGUUUUCCCAAACUUUGAGGUCGGUGUUCAAUUUAUGCGCGAAAUUGCCAGAAGACAGCUCAAACCGGCAUCAAUUAGGCUCAUGGAUAACGAACAGUUUAUCUUCGGUCAGGCCCUAAAACCAGGCACUGCAUCAAUAUUACAGUCAAUUAUUGACGGAUUUAAAAAGUUUUACGUCACUAAAAUCAAAGGCUUUGAUGUCAACCAAAUGUGUGUCGCGACACUUCUUAUGGAAGGCAAUAAAGAGGACGUGGAAAUACUUGAAACAAAAAUAAUAGAAAUUGCGGAACAAUUAGGAGGUAUGUCUGCGGGAGAAGAAAAUGGAAGACGUGGUUAUCUUUUGACAUUUGUAAUCGCAUACAUUCGAGAUUUAGGAUUAGAUUAUGGAAUUGUUUCGGAAUCUUUCGAGACAUCAGUUCCUUGGGAUAGAUGUCUGGAUUUAUGUCGAAAUGUAAAAGAAAAGUUAAGAACUGAAGUAAAAAAAUAUAUUGUUAGCAAACCGGCACUCAUUACAUGUCGUGUCACUCAGACUUACGAUGCGGGCGCUUGUGUUUACUUUUACUUCGCAUUCAACUAUCAGGACGGUAUGAUUAGUGGUGAUCCGGUCAGUGUUUAUGAGUCCAUUGAAAAUGCUGCCAGAGAUGAGAUUAUUGCAUCGGGUGGAAGUAUAUCCCAUCACCACGGAUGCGGUAAAAUUAGAAAACGAUGGCUCGAACAGACCGUUUCUAAUGUAGGUCUGGGAAUGCUUAGGGCUGUUAAACAAUACGUCGAUCCCAAUAAUAUCUUUGCCAACGGAAAUCUAAUGAUCCCGUCGUCUAAAUUAUAAUUUUUAAUAUUUUAUUUAUUUAUAGUAUUAAGUAUAUU
Messenger RNA from Oppia nitens, 1991 nucleotides. It is a transcript of the gene Agps, whose product is annotated as alkyldihydroxyacetonephosphate synthase, peroxisomal-like. The record is from RefSeq and is a predicted model, not a curated record. NCBI's taxonomy places the organism in Eukaryota, Metazoa, Arthropoda, Arachnida, Sarcoptiformes, Oppiidae. The coding region runs from base 133 to 1953 and encodes 606 amino acids. The transcript has 9 exons. Gene Ontology annotation, biological process: lipid biosynthetic process. Gene Ontology annotation, molecular function: FAD binding; alkylglycerone-phosphate synthase activity.